Messenger RNA from Mytilus californianus (California mussel), 2105 nucleotides. RefSeq lists its product as uncharacterized. Gene Ontology annotation, molecular function: 2',3'-cyclic GMP-AMP binding; cyclic-di-GMP binding. Gene Ontology annotation, cellular component: endoplasmic reticulum membrane; autophagosome. Gene Ontology annotation, biological process: innate immune response; reticulophagy; positive regulation of macroautophagy. NCBI's taxonomy places the organism in Eukaryota, Metazoa, Mollusca, Bivalvia, Mytilida, Mytilidae. The coding region runs from base 123 to 1076 and encodes 317 amino acids. The record is from RefSeq and is a predicted model, not a curated record. The transcript is spliced from 12 exons.
CGAGUGUAACCUUGGUGAGUGCAUUUACGGCAUAUAAGGUUUUUAUACAAGAUCUUAUCACAGGGUUAAACUGGUCUUCAGGGAAAAUUACAGAGAAGAGAGAAGCGGAAGAGAGAAGAAAGAUGAUUGGAAAUGACGUGGCCCAUGGGCUUGCGUGGUCACAUUACUGUGGUUAUCUACAGCAUGUUUUACCAGGACACAAAAACAGCUUAAUAGAAUUACGAUGUGUGUGUCUGUACCUCGAAUGGAUCAACGCCACAAAAAGUAACGUCACAGUGAUUGAAGAGAAGAUUGAACAAACAGAAUGGUACAAAAAGCUACCAAAUGAUGAAAGAAAGAAAAUACCAAAGAAACUAUAUGAAUUGAUUCCAAGAAAAUGUUAUGUAGAUAUACCAGGGAGUGAUGAGAACAUUGCAAGAGUAUCAGAUAUAGCUAUAGAGGGAGACAGAGCCGGCAAUAAAAGAAAAAUAAAACUUCAAAUUUAUAGCAUUAAGGAUGGGAAAAUGAAAUACUAUUGUGUUUGUGAAUGCCCUCCUGUGUUGAAUACAAUAAACAACAUGAAUGACAUUCAGACGGCUGGGAUUUCACGUUCUACAUCCAGCAAUUUGUUAUUCCCUUGGCGAAAAAGUCCCACACUACAGUUGUUUACCGUUGACACAAAACUGGUUCAGCUGAUGAGAUUCUACUACGCAAUGAAUUCAUUACUUUGUUUGAAAAAAGACAACAAAGAAAAAGCUAGAUUUCUUUUGUUUAACGAAUCAGAAGAUAAACUUUCAAGAGUUCUGCUUCGGGCCAUAAAAGAAGAUUUAAAAGUUGACAGUUCAGAACAGACACUGCAUGGUUCAUUGAUGGAAAAUAAACUUCAGUCGGCAGAAGAAAAUAAAGACGCCUUCUACCAAUUUGAUGUUUUUGUUACUUCCCCAGAAGAUGUAGGAGAACACGACAAACAACCGGUUGAAAAAAUGAGUAAACAUUUAAAAGCCCGGAACAUGAACAUUUUGUUAGAGAAAGAUUGCCUGGGAAAGGACUGGUUGGAAAAAAUAAAUUCGCUGCAACGAAAUGCCGCUGGAUUGUGAUUUUAGACAAACCAAAAGGGUCUUCUUCAGAGAAAAAAAGUUGGUUUGAACACAAAGGGUCUAAAAGCAAAACAUUGAUGUCUUAUAAAGUUGUAGCAUCUUUGAAAGGUAUACUUGAAUCUAGGAAGGUCCAAACAGUUGCCAUUGUAAAUGAAAGUGAUGAAUUACAUAUCUAUGAUGAUCUAAGAUGGGUUGCUUGUAUUCCAUUCCAUAACAAUGAGAAUAGUUUAGUUGAUACAUUAUACAAGGUAAUGAACGGUAACGAAGUCAAACUUGAAAAUUCUACAGAUUUAUAUCUGAAACCAGGUGAAGCUGCAGUUGGGCUAGCAUGGGGGUUUGCUGUCAAUUACCUGAACAAAGUUCUACCAGAAAUGAAAGAAAAAACAGCAACAGUGAUGGAUGGCAAAAAAGAAAAUUUUAAGUUAGACAAAAAGCUGUUCCUCGUCGUUCCGGAAAGCUGCAAAACAGAGCAGACAUUGAAAGAUAUCCCUGUUCAUGGUAAAACAAAACUACCAGACGAUUCCUCAAGAUCGUACCAGUUUACAAUGUACAAGCUACAUGCAGAUAAAGAAAAGUAUUUUGUUGGCCAAUAUGCAGCCCCAGUGGAUGUGAUAUACCAAAUGAAAGAAGCAGGUUUACUAACUCAGGAACAGAUGAAGUCAGAGGUGAAAACAUUCUACACAACUGUAGACAAAAUAAUGAAAAUAUUACUUCAAAACAAAACGAAAGAUUAUGAAUUCGUUUUCUACAAUGACAAAGAGGAAAAGUUGUCCACUGUAAUGUCUAAAAGAGUUGAAUGAGAUAAAAUUUAUGGAUUGUUUUGAUUUUCGAGGAAUUAAAGAACAAAAGACUUAAUAAAGUGAUACAUUUCUUUUAUAAAUUAAUCUUUUAGAGAUUGUCUAUGUUAUUUUGUACAAAUGUAUAGUUAUUUAUUCACAUUUGUUUUAUAUUGUAAUAUUUGGUACAACUGCCUUUUUAUUAUUGUUUCUAGGAACUUAACAACAUUUAAAUAGUAAAUAUUCUUAUUCA